Clupea harengus (Atlantic herring) is the source of this 2931-nucleotide messenger RNA. It is a transcript of the gene arhgap25, whose product is annotated as Rho GTPase activating protein 25. Gene Ontology annotation, biological process: signal transduction; activation of GTPase activity; actin filament organization. Gene Ontology annotation, molecular function: GTPase activator activity. The record is from RefSeq and is a predicted model, not a curated record. Gene Ontology annotation, cellular component: phagocytic cup. NCBI's taxonomy places the organism in Eukaryota, Metazoa, Chordata, Actinopteri, Clupeiformes, Clupeidae.
UGGUUCUGGCUAAAUGUGAUUUUGCUGUCAAGAUACUGUCCUGUCUUGAGCCCCUAUGACUUCACAUGGUCAUUACCAGGUGUGAGGGCAGGCCUUAGGCUUUGCUGAUUCUGCCCUGUUAUGAAAUUCUGUGGCCGUACAGUUUGCAGAAUUUCAUUUCCAUGUAAAGAAAUGCAACACCGAGCCACUGGGGUGCAGAAUGACAGUCACUUCCUCGUUUUGAAAGACAGAAUCACAGGGGUUAGAUCUUGACACCGGUGUACUUAGAGAGUUUAUAAAUGUUUGUUGCUUCAUGUCUGUAAUCCGUGACUGUUAACAGUGCUGCGUUGUUUCAGCGCUGUUUACAAGCAUGAUAAAUGUCUGUCCCAGACACAGAGAGGGCUCUUUCGAAAACACACCUCAGGGGAGUGGAGGUGCAAGAGAGAACAUGUUUGAAAGAGUCUGAAAAAACGAGUAAUCGGUAAAGGAAGAAGGAAGUGUGGUACAGAGUGAGAGAGAGAGAGAGAGAGAGAGAGACGGGGCUCGGUGUGUCAGUGGAAAUAACAUGCACAUGCGAGUGUGCGAGUGACUGAGUGUGUGUGUGAGUGCGCAGGUUCUGUGAGCAUGUGUGUUUGUGUGUGUGUGCAGUCGAGAGACUGACCUUGAAGAAUGUCUCUCAAGCUGCCUCGGAACUGGGACUUCAGUACUCUCCGGGCUGAAGCAAAGAUGGCACGAUCUAAGAGUAUCAUGCCUGGAGAGGGGAGUCCUAAGUCGUACCCUAAAAGGUCACUGGAAAAGCCUGUAAAGACAGGCUGGCUGAAGAAGCAGAGGUCCAUCGUGAAGAACUGGCAUAUGCGCUACUUUGUUCUAAGGGGGAAUAUCCUGAUGUACUAUAAGGACGACCGGGAGGGCUCUAAUCAGGGAACCAUCGAAUUGAGGUCCAGUAAAGUUCAGGAGCUCCCCUCCAAUGCCGACGACAAGUUCUUGUUUGAGAUUAUCCCACCGAGUUGUGGAGAUCGCGAGCGUGAUCCUUACGUUCUCAUGGCUCGCUCUCAGGCAGAGAUGGAGGAGUGGGUCCGGAGCAUCCGGAGGGUGAUUGGAGCCCGAUCCAAUGGAGUGUUUGGCAAGAGCCUUGGGGACAUGAUUGUUUAUGAGAAGAAGUUUGGGCAGCGCAUGGUGCCCAUUCUGGUGGAGAAGUGUACCGAGUUCAUCCGGGAGCAUGGGCUGAAUGAGGAAGGCAUCUUUCGCCUCCCUGGUCAGGAGAACCAGGUGAAGCAGUUCAGAGAUGCCUUUGAUGCCGGAGAGAGACCCUCUUUCCCCAGUGAUACAGAUGUCCACACGGUGGGGUCCUUACUCAAGCUGUACUUGCGGGAGCUCCCAGAGCCAGUGGUGCCUUGGAGCCAGUACCAACAUUUCCUGGACUGCAGCCAUCAGGUGGAUGCCAGCACUGGUCUGGGAAAGGAGUAUUUGGAGAAACAGAUAGCUCUCCUUCCAAGAGUCAACUACAAUCUCCUCAGUUAUAUUUGCAGGUUUCUCCAUGAAGUGGGACAGAACUCGAAGGUGAACAAGAUGAGCAUGGAGAAUUUGGCCACCGUCAUCGGGGUUAACCUGUUCAAACCACAAAUGGAGGACGCCAUCAGCAUGAUGCAAGGGACCCCUCAGAUCCAGAAGGUGAUGACUGUGAUGAUCCGGCAUCAUGAGCCGCUCUUUCCCCCAUCCAAGGAUGUCAACCCCACCCCUCCCCCAACUAAAAGCAAAAGUAAAAAGUCCAGCGGCCCACGCUUUGUGGGAUGGGAGUCAGCCGAGCAGGGUGACAACUCAUCUUUAUCAGAGUCUCCCGAAGAGGAGGAUGCAGAGGCAGAUCGAACCGAUGGCUGGGGAUCUGAGGACAGGCCCCACGUCACUCCCACAACCCCUACCUCCCCCUCCUCGGACGAAUGGGGCCAGAGCCCCCGCAAGCGCACCCAGACGCUCCCCAACCUGAUCAGGGGCGCCACGGCGAGUCGUCCCCCCCCCCGUGACGAGGCCCUGUUCAGGUGGAGCCGCAUCCAGGAGAGCUGCGACGAGAGGGAUGAGAAAACGUUCUCCGAGGACAUCUUCAAGACCUUGGACCUGCAGGGGGUGUCUCCGUUCUCACCGACGCGGGAAAUGGAGAAGGAGGAAACUGAGGGUCCCGCUGCUAUGGACAGUGAGGGUUCCCCAAAGCCGCCAGACCUCGCUACAUCCAACAUCGCCCCUGCGCCAAAGGCUCAGUCUGCACGGCACCCUGAUUUAUCUCCAGUCAGAGAGGAGCCAGUGGGAUCAGCCACAGCCUGCCAACCACAACACACACCAGACAACCAAGGAGAAAGCACCGGAACAUCUCAGCACGUCAUUAGCAGCUUGCAGAAGCAGAACAGGGAGCUGCUCGCCAAGGUAGCAGAACUGCAGUCGGCGUUGGACGCUGAGAGGAGAUGCGUUUCCGCUCUGGAGGUCCGCCUGCGCAACGCAGAGUGCAGCCGCGAUGGAACUCAGAAACGCAACCAGGUGGCCCCCACUGGCCCUCCGUAAAGCAGCCCAUCCAGGCCACUGAUACAAAUUAUAAUUUAAUAACCGUGGAUGCCAACAAGUCAUUUGCACGUGGCCACUUGAGGCCUGUGGAACUCCUCAGGGGACAACAUGACCAGUGGGAAGAAUCACGGACUCAGACUCAGGGAAUCAGUUAAUAAAGGUACUUACAGUUCCAAGCUGUAGAGUAUCCAUUUCAAAAGUCCGGCUAAGCCAGGCAUGAGGUGCACAGAAGUGUACAUACAGUACAGACUCAGCUCUCAUACAUUUAGCACACAUUGCCAUGGUCUGUCAUUUUCACAAUAAGAGCAGUGUUUUUUUCUGUGUGUGCUAUGUUGCUCAGUUAUUCAAUGUUUAACUGAAUGUUGGUACUGCACAUGGAUAUAAUAAAUAUGAUACAUUGUU